GAGAUUCGCCUGCGCAACGGUGACGUGAGAAUGCAUCUCCGCGAACCGCCUGUAAUUUCCAUCAUUGAAUCCAUGGUGCAUCAAAGUCCGGCUAUCCUGUAGGACCCUAGAAGGCGUGCCAAUGAUAUGGACCACGGCUGCGCGUUCAGCAUACGCCCCGGCGAUAGCAUUGAUGGCCGAGAGUUCGCCAACGCCGGAUGUCGUGAUGAGGGCCCCGACGCCCUUGAUACGAGCAUAUCCAUCGGCGGCGUAUCCUGCAUUCAGCUCGUUGGCGUUGCCGACCCAGAGCAGCCCUGCGGGUUCAACAUAGUCGAGCAGUGAGAGGUUGAAAUCUCCCGGAACACCGUGUAUGGCACCUAUGCCAAGCUGGUGUAAGCGAGUGAAGAGAUACUCCGCAAGCUUGACAGUCGGAGGUUUGCUAUCGCGGUCUUGAGUCAUGUUGAGUGCGAUUUGGGGGCCAGUCGUAAGGUCUAUGAAG
Molecule: messenger RNA, 478 nt
Organism: Colletotrichum acutatum
Lineage: Eukaryota; Fungi; Ascomycota; Sordariomycetes; Glomerellales; Glomerellaceae
Exons: 1
Coding region: 127-321 (64 amino acids)
Source: RefSeq, a predicted model, not a curated record